UAUACGCUGUGUUUUGCUGCGAGAGCGAGAAGCACCGAGCAACCAUGAAGAUGACAGAGGAAAACAGUGCUGGAAAUUCUGAAAUAACAAUGGAGGAUGUCAGAAAUCUCGUUAAGAAAAAAGACGAGAUUGAAGAGCAGAUUAAAGCUUAUUACGAUGUCCUGGAAGACCAAGGUGUUGGAGUUGAAGGCCCCCUGGUUGAUGAAGAGGGCUACCCUCGAGCAGAUGUGAACUUAUACCAGAUCAGGACAGCAAGACACAAUAUUUCGUGCCUUCAGAAUGAUCACAAGGCCAUAAUGGCAGAAAUAGAAGAAGCUCUUCACAAGCUUCAUGCUCGAGAAAAGGCAAAGCGAGAGCAGGAUGAGGCAGAAGCCCAGGAAGAGGCGAUGGAGCAGCAGGUCACCCUUCCUGCUCCUUUUGCUCGAGUGGAUGCUGUGACUCAGGGCUCUCCUGCUUGUGGAGCUGGACUCAGAGUUGGUGAUGAAGUCAUCGAGUUUGGGUCUGUAAACACAGGGAACUUCCAGAGCCUUCAGAACAUUGCAUCUGUGGUUCAACACAGUGAAGGGAAACCAUUACGUGUCACCGUUAUCCGGGAUGGCCAGAAGGCUCAGAUGAGUCUGACUCCAAAGAGAUGGUCAGGCCGAGGUCUGCUGGGAUGCAACAUCGUUCCAAUCCACCGAUGAUCAAAUCCUGUUCUUCAGUGGCUUUACCUAUGAAACCAGGCACAGUUUCAAACAGACUUUGUACAUACUGCUCAUAUUUUCCUUUAAUUGAAAAACCUCUCUUUGAUAUUCUAGAUAAAAAUUGCAUCCAGAUUUCAGGUAAAAGUUUUGAUUGAACGUGUGACUGUUGGAGUGAAGUUUUGAUGCUUCUGGAGAAUUUGUUCACAUUAAUUUUAUUUUAUUAAUUACUGUGUUUUAUGCAGGAGUUAUUUUGUUGUAAUAAUACCAUUAAUGAUUAAUAGGGAUUAUCCAAGAAAGUAGGGCUACAUAGUACCAUCUAUGUAAUCUGAAAUGUUUGAAUAUUUUGCUGUAGAAUAAAAUGAUGCACUUAAAUGAAAAGCAAUGACUGGAUUGAAAUUUUACUUAGUUUAUACAAUGCCUUAAGAGGGAUUUACAUUUGCUUUGGGCAUUUAGAUACCAAGUGGUGGUCUUUAAUGCUUUGUGUGGAUGCACCUCAAUGCAUAAUGAAAACAGUUUGAUAUCCAUUGGCUCAGACUGCAAACAGAGGUUGUCUGGGACUCAUUCAUCUGGACUGAAUAAGUGAGUAGAGAUAACGUGUCCUGGAAUGUUUUAAAGCCCAUCCCGUCAACUGAUGUGAUCGGUGGUAUUCUUCAAGUAAAAGAAAGCAGGGCUUUUUUUCUUGUCUGUCUAGCCUUGCUUAGAGUUAUGGGAAGGGUGGCCCUUUUGGAGAUUGGAAUGAUUUGUCUCACCUCAGUA
Molecule: messenger RNA, 1439 nt
Organism: Cheilinus undulatus (humphead wrasse)
Lineage: Eukaryota; Metazoa; Chordata; Actinopteri; Labriformes; Labridae
Gene: psmd9
Product: proteasome 26S subunit, non-ATPase 9
Exons: 6
Coding region: 45-683 (212 amino acids)
Biological process (GO): proteasome regulatory particle assembly
Cellular component (GO): nucleus; cytoplasm
Molecular function (GO): protein binding
Source: RefSeq, a predicted model, not a curated record